CGCCCCGGGCCGCCCAUAAAAGCGGCCCCGCGCCCGCCCGCCCUCCCGCCACCGCCGCUCCGCCGCCGGCCAUGGCCAAGGACCAGCUGAAGCCGCGGCUGUGCCGAAUGCUGAAGGGGGAGAGCGGCUACGGCUUCCACCUGCACGGCGAGAAGGGCAAGAGCGGCCAGUUCAUCCGCAAAGUGGAGCCCGGCUCGCCCGCCGAGGCCGCGGGGCUGCGCGCCGGGGACCGCGUCGUGGAGGUGAACGGGCUCAACGUGGAGCAGGAGACACAUCACCAGGUCGUGCAGCGCAUCAAAGCCGUGGAGACGGAGACGCGCCUGCUGGUGGUGGACAAGGAGACGGACGAGUACCUGUGCAGCCUGCGCCUGACCUGCACCGAGGACAUGGUGCACAACGGGAUCCUGCUCAGCUCCAACGUCUCGCCCUCCAAGGCCCUGGGCAGCGACAACGGGGAGGUCUGGAAGCCGCAGCUGGAUCUGAGCGGGGGCAGCCUCCAGCGGCAUUCCCACAGCUUCUCCUCGCAUGGCAGCAGGAAGGAUUUAAACGGACAGAAGGAGCUGUGCCCACGUCUCUGCCACCUGAAGAAAGGCCCCAAUGGCUACGGCUUCAACCUGCACAGCGAGAAGUCCCGGCCGGGGCAGUUCAUCCGCUCGGUCGAUCCCGACUCUCCGGCUUCCCGAGCGGGGCUGCGGCCCCAGGACCGGCUGGUGGAGGUGAACGGCAUAAACGUGGAGGGCCUGCGGCACUCGGAGGUGGUGUCCCACAUCAAAUCCAGGGAGAACGAAGCCAGGCUCCUGGUGGUGGACCCCGAAACAGAUGAAUACUUCAAGAAGCUGGGGGUGACCCCCACGGAGGAGCACACCAAAGGGGUGGUGCCUCAGCCCAUGACAAACGGAUCCGCACAGACUCAGCUGAACGGAGGAUCCACAUCUUCAUCUCACAGUGACCUGCAGAGUCCUGGGAAGGAAUCAGAGGACGGAGACGGGGACAAGAAGGACCCGUUUGAGGAGAGCGGGCUGAGCCUGAGCCCCACGGCCGCCGAGGCCAAGGAGAAGGUGAGGGCCAAGCGGGUGAAGAAGCGAGCGCCGCAGAUGGACUGGAACAAGAAACGGGAGAUUUUCAGCAAUUUCUGAGCCUGGCUGGUGGUGCCACCACCGCCCUCCUCCCGCCCAGCCCGGACGUUUCUGAGGUGCCUACGCCCUGUCCUUCAGUGUCCACGUGAGAUGCUUUGUGCUCUGCUCUUCACUGGUUGCUUUUACAAGGCAUAUUUUAAAGCCCUUUUUAUUUUUGUUUUUUAUUAUUAUUAUUAUUAUUAUUGUUAUUAUUAUUAUUGUUGUUGUUACUCACCAGCGAUUCUCAUAAGACAAAUGUGACCAAAGCUCCUUUUCUUGCUUGCUCUUGAGCCCAGCUCUGGCUGCCCGCCGUCCCCCGUUCCUAUGAGAAAGGACUGGAAGAAUUUUAACUCUUGUUUCCUGAAUCAUUUAGGCUUCUGUUACUUCUUUUUUUUUAUUUUUUUAUUUAGGGGUGUUUGUUUUGGUUUUUUGUGGGUAUCCCAGAGUGAGCCCCAUGGGAUGCUCUGUGCCCCUGUGCAAACAUCUCACAGCUCGUGGUGGGUGCCCACAGGGUGGGGUGUACCUGGCACCCCCUCCCCUGGCACCCCGUGUCCAGCAUUAGCUGAUCCCACGAUGGGAAAAUGGACUGUGGCUGGAAAUGGCUCCUGUUGGCUUUGCUAUUGAAGCGAAAACGUUUGUUUUGUUGUUUUUGUUGGUUUUUUUUUUUAAUCGAGUCCCAUAUGUUUCCAGUUAGUUUAGGAACUUCCCUCCCACCAGCAGCUCCUGCCCCGGCAGUAAAAGCCCCUUUUUCAUCCUCGACAGCUCUGCAGAGGGGAGAGGGCAGGAUUUAAAACCCAACUCCAGCACAGCCCUCACCACCUGCAGCCGUGGAAGGCAGGGAGGGGGCCGGUCCUGCCCUGCGGCGCACGGAGACCAGAGACACAAGAUGCUACAAAAACCUCUUUGGACAGGCCUGGAAGUGAGGACAAACCAGCUCUGCUUCCAGGGGGGAAGGUGGGGCUGUGGCUCGAGCUGUGGGCUCGGCGUUGGGAAGCGGGGCUGGGCUGGAGCUGGAGCGUGUCUGGUUCCCACCUGGGCUGGAGUUUGGUGCCUCCAGCCCGUGAGUGUGUCUUGCCAUUGGAAGGGCAUCCUCCAAAGCUGUGGGUCCGUGGGGCUGGAGAAGAAGCUGGCAGUGGUGCAAUGGAACGGGCAGUUGCUUUGGCGUUCUGUGGCCUCCUCCAAGCCCCUGCUCACGGCAUCCGAGCCUCCCACGUGUAUCUUUAAAGCAUUACAGAUUAAGCCCAUUUCUGCUCUUUAUGACUUGCCUUUGGCUGUGUGAGGGAAGGUGCCUCAGCUGAACUGCACCACUCACAGGUAGCAGAGGUGUGUUACCGGGGCAGUGUCGGGCUGUGACAGGGCUGUCCCGCUCCCUCCCGUGCUCCAGCAGCAAUUCCAGCCCGGGCUGGGAAGGGACUGGGCACAGCAGGACAGUGGAGCACAAACCCCCUUUUCCCAGCUGAAAGCAAACAGCAGCAAUCAGCUGGCUAUCAGUGACUCACAAACAGAGCUGUGAUUGUGCCCUGCCUCACUCCAGCACUGCCGAGAUAAAAGCCCUUGGGUUAGUCAGCGUGCUACGGACAUGGGAACGGCUCUGUGUGUAUUUCCUAAGGUAUUUCCAAAAUAUGGAGCUAAAAGGUGCCUUAUACCAUUCUCUGCUCUCCUCAGCAGCAGGCUGGGGCUCAGCACGGGAUGUUUGGCUUCCCCAUGGGGAGCAGCUGAUGUCUGUGGCUCUUUGCUGCUGGCAGGAGAGCGUGGAGAGCCUCAGGGGUGCAGGAGAUGAGUUCUCUUUAGGAAAGUUAUCUUUCAGGGUUGUGGAUGGGCUGAACAGGUUGCAUAUGAUGACUUUGGAGAGGAACUGGUACAGGUGUUUGGCUAUCAGUGACAGGCAGGCAGCAGGAUCAGGGGGCAUGUGGAGAGGUUGCCUCCCCUCAGGGCUCUGCCAUUAAGACACCCCUUCCCUACCCCUCCUCAAGUUACCUGCUCUCUUUUGGGCCCCCAAAAUAGGAUCUUCUAUCAGUGGGUAAUGUUUGGAAGGAGCUCUUUUUCAUGGUGUGCACGUUGCUUCCUGUGCCCGCAUCGCCAAACCCCGGCAGUGCCCGGGCUGCACAGGGCAGAGCGUUCCCAGGACACCCUGAUACAGCUCAGAGAGCAAAGACCUGUUGUAAAUACCCCAUUUCUCAUCCAAGACUGCUGUAGUUGAGGUGGGGGGAAAAAAAAAGAACAUGUAGUUUUGAAUGCAGAUCAAAAGAAAUCAGGUGUGCAAACCCGUACUGAUAAGAUUUAAAAUCUUAAUCUCUGCUUAGUCCAUGGAAACUGCUCCUGGUUGAAGCGUUACCAUAUUCCUGACAUCUUGUAGCUCAGUAGUAAUUAUUCAGUUCCUGUACAUUUAACUUGGAAAAAAAAAAUUCAAUAAAAGUAUAAGGCUGUCAGCUGCAUUGCAAAACCAUAAUGUACACUGUAAUGUCAGUAAUAAACUUGGUCUCCCAUGUA
Messenger RNA from Chiroxiphia lanceolata (lance-tailed manakin), 3605 nucleotides. It is a transcript of the gene NHERF2, whose product is annotated as SLC9A3 regulator 2. Gene Ontology annotation, molecular function: signaling receptor binding; protein-membrane adaptor activity. NCBI's taxonomy places the organism in Eukaryota, Metazoa, Chordata, Aves, Passeriformes, Pipridae. The record is from RefSeq and is a predicted model, not a curated record. Gene Ontology annotation, cellular component: apical plasma membrane. Bases 72 to 1136 code for a protein of 354 amino acids. Gene Ontology annotation, biological process: protein localization to plasma membrane. The transcript is spliced from 7 exons.